Molecule: messenger RNA, 3202 nt
Organism: Daldinia vernicosa
Lineage: Eukaryota; Fungi; Ascomycota; Sordariomycetes; Xylariales; Hypoxylaceae
Product: Rgp1-domain-containing protein
Exons: 1
Coding region: 388-2874 (828 amino acids)
Biological process (GO): retrograde transport, endosome to Golgi
Cellular component (GO): Golgi membrane; Ric1-Rgp1 guanyl-nucleotide exchange factor complex
Source: RefSeq, a predicted model, not a curated record
UCUACCUACAUACAUCUAUCAUCCCUGGCGCUCCGGGUGUCUUAAUGUCUUAACCGCAUUCCUUCUAUUGUUGCGACAUCGUGAAUUGCUUUUUCUAUUUCUUCCAACUUAAUUCACUUUACUCGAAUUCACCCAACUACUCGUCAGCCCCCAAGCUUUCAACUCUUUUAACUUAAUAAAUAUAAUAGACCCGACGCAACUGAGUUAACACCUCUCUAACACCGAUUUGCUGUCAGCUCGAGCUUCUAUUCUGCCAUUCUGCCAUUUAGAUAUCGCUAUCUGGCUCUCCCACUACCUAGGGUUGCCCGCCUUCAAUUCCUACCCAUAUGACGACGACAAUGCGGCCCUAUACAUGAGUUCUCUCCUCCAAUUGGAAGGAGUGCCAUCAUGCCGUCUGAAGGGGGAUUAAGCAAUAUUCGAGUCUUCAUAACCUGGGAUGACCAGACAGUUUUCGCUGGCGAGGAUAUCAAGUGUCAUAUAACUUUCAAGAAUAUAGCUCCUGGUCUAAAUCAAUCACUAUCAACUCAACACCAGACACAGUACUCCCUUACCGAACGAUCGAGACAACCCUCGCCUCUACUAAGUCCAAGAUCGAAGCCCAAUAAUGGAUUGACACCUCCUGCGCCUACACGAGGGCACCGUUCUACUUUAUCUCUCACCGUUCCUUCGAACAGUUCGCGCUUAAGAGGACCACCUCAACAGUGGACCCCUCCACAGCAACAACCCCCGCCGCAACGACCCGGCCAUGCCCAUCAGCGGUCCCUUUCUAUAGUAUCGAUAGGAUCGGCCGCUACGAUAGAAGAGCAGUCUCAUGGAAAUAUAUCUCCUGCACGGCACCAACGGCCUUCCCGUGGUCAUGGAAGGUCUGCUAGUUUACAGAUAUCACCGAGGGGCGGGUUGAUGAACGGUCCACAGUCAGCUGCACUGCCGAGACGACCCUUUGGCUCGGAAUCUUCGCCAGUAUUUAAUCACUCUUUCCCCCCGUCUAAGCAUGGCUUUAGUCGUGCGUCAGGAGUCACGACUGUCCCAAAUACGCCCGGUGUUAUGGGUUCACAUCUGCCUAAGAGGAGCCCGGGCAUAAUUCCAGAUUUCAAAUUUCCUAUGAUACCCUCCCCAAAACCGACAGAAACUGGUUCCAUCUCGCCCACAACGCAACCAGUGGAUUACUUGACCGCACCGUUGUCAGCAGCGAGCGGAGGUAUCACCCUUCCCGUGCGUUCAAAAGACUCGAUACCUACCAUCACCGAACAAGCCGCCCCUGUGGCGCGAAUACUAUCUACGACGAGCAUUGCUGGUGGGACUCCUAGGAGUAGUGGCGAGUUCUAUUCACUUAGCAACAACUCGUCUGAGACGCUGGCAUCGGAGUAUGUGACGCAACCGUUGCAUCCUGGACGUAGACCUGCUCAUCUACGGCGACCUUCUGCUCUAUCGAGUAUCAGCCACGUGCGGCUUCCGGAAUCGUUGAUGAUGGGCUUUGCUCAAGUUCAAGGUUCCUUCACUCUCGACGGAUCGCUUAUUAAUCUUGGGCCAUUCGAAGCAGUUAAACGAAAAGCUGUCCUAGGGGGACAGGGAGGCGGUGUUAUUGGCAUUGAGAAUUCGAGAAGGAGUAGCGGUGGUCUACUAACUGGUUUUGGCUGGAGUAGUCUCGGAAGCUCUAUCGGGGAGCUUCUGGGCGGUGGAGAACUCAGCAGCAUUAAGCAGAUGCGAGGUGUUACGAGCUCCAAAUCCAUCCCGCUACUAUCAACGCCGCAAUCGAUCUUAUUCGUAGAUUUACAACUAGCCCCUGGUGAGAGCAAGACUUAUGAGUACACGUUCAAACUACCGAAAGGACUACCCCCAACACACCGAGGGAAAGCGAUGAAGAUAUCGUAUAGCUUAGUAAUUGGCACCCAGAGGCCUGGCGGUACUAAAGAACAGCAGGUACGAUCAGUCGAAGUUCCGUUCCGCGUUCUUGGGAGCGUCAAUAGCCACGGUGAGAUUCUUGGCCAUGAUCUACUUAACCCGUACAUAAUCCUUCGCGACAUGGCGAAAGUGCAGCCGCUUGACAAACCCCCUAUUCAUACGAAGAGGGGUAAGCUGGAGCAGCCGGAGUCGACGUAUAAUGGAUUUCUCCAUUACGUCGAUGAACUCCUCGAACGACCUCGUCGGGGCCUUGGGCUUCUGUCUCCAACUGCCACAGCCCCCCAAUCCCGUCGCGCCUCUGCUUAUGAAGAGUCGUCUUCAGCAAAGGAUGCGAUAGACUUUGCUAUUCUUAGAUCAAACCUCUCCUCCGAGUCGGGGCAGAGCAGUAAUCGCUUCGAGAUAGCCCGGAAUGGCCGACGUGUUGGUGUUGUGAUGCUUGCGCGCCCUGCUUACAAGCUCGGGGAGUCGGUAAGUAUGGCAAUCGACUUCACCGGAGCUGAGAUUCCCUGCUACGCCAUCCACGCGGCCCUCGAGACCGCCGAGCGCGUCGAGCCAACGCUCGCACUACGCAGCGAGGCUAGUGUACAUAGGGUUACCCGAAAAGUAUACGGCAGCUCAAGCGAAGCGACGCUGUUCGCGCGGCGCGUCGUGUUCAACCCCACGAUACCCAUCGGCGCAACCCCCGAGUUCGUCACCAGCGGUUUGAGCCUCGAAUGGAAGAUUAGAAUCGAGUUCGUCGUCCCCUCUUCAAACAAAGACCGGGACUUAGAUUUCGGGGAGGGCGACGGCUCGCACCCCUUACUAGAGGAGAUCUCGCGCGAUGACCGUGGUGGUCUCGUUCUGGUCGCCGCGGAGACGCUCGACUGCGAGAGCUUCGAGGUUGCGGUCCCGCUGAGGGUCUACGGUGCCGUGUGUAAUGGCCUCGAGCGGCUGGAAAGGGACCAGGCGCAGGAGGAAGGGCUUACGGUGUAAUUUAUCAUUUACCGAAUGAGUAUUACACGAGACGAAGGGAAAGAAAUGGUUGGUGGCAUCGAGCCGUAUUGUAUGUAUGUAUGUAGGUAUGUAUACAACUGCGCGCAUGCCGGUCUAGUGUAUGGAUUAGAAAAAGCAGAACGAGCAAAGCAAGACGAGAGGGGGGGGAUGGAAGGUACUGUAACGAGUCGAGAGAAUUAUAGGAUAAGUGAGGACGAGAUGAAAAAUAAUGAAGAGCAUGUUCUUACGAACUUUGGCUUUUUCGAAGAACGAAUGGUCUGGUCCGAGUUGGGUAUAGAUGAGAUGAGAUGAGAUGAGAUGAGAUGAG